Molecule: messenger RNA, 1848 nt
Organism: Strongylocentrotus purpuratus (purple sea urchin)
Lineage: Eukaryota; Metazoa; Echinodermata; Echinoidea; Camarodonta; Strongylocentrotidae
Product: slit homolog 3 protein-like
Exons: 2
Coding region: 129-1637 (502 amino acids)
Molecular function (GO): protein binding
Source: RefSeq, a predicted model, not a curated record
CUUUCGGGAGAAUUCUGAUGACUGCAGAUCUUUUACUUAUCUGUGUGAAGUAUACUGUUUUUAUCGUUUAAGUGCUAGUUUUACUCAGGAAUCUCAAUUAUACAUCAGCUGCAUUCAUAUUUGAGAAGAUGAUGUUACAUCUGCUGGUGUUAGUUGUGAGCCUCGCUCUUUUUCCACCUUUAAAUCUGAGCGGGCAAACAUCUGACAAUGCAUUUCAUUCCACGGAAAACGGCAGUGGAUGCUAUUUUCGAUUUAAGUAUUCAUGUGAUGACCUACUCUUUGAAUUUGAUCGACGGGAGAUUCUCAGAGAAGGGUCCAUCCAGGAAUUGUCUCGUUGUUCAGCCUCCUUACCCUCCUUAAUUAAUUCUUGCAAGAAAUUCACAGUCUCUGGUUUGCAAUACAUAGAAUCGGGAGGAUUUAAAGGCCUCGAAAACAUACAAAUAUUGGUUAUUGAAAACCACUUCUUUGAUGUGGUAGAACGCGGGAUGUUAAGAUAUCUUGAUAAGUUGGAAAAUUUGGUCAUCGGUAGCAACCAUACCAAAAUUGCCAAACUAGAGAAUGAAGCUUUCGAGAAUUUAAGGAAUCUCAAUAACCUUACACUGUCAAACAAUGAUAUAACCGACCUUCAACCAAGUGUUUUCAAGGGAUUGGAAAAUGUCACUUCUCUGAAUCUGGCUCACAAUAAACUUCAGACAUUGGGACCAAACAGCUUCAGUCAUAUGCCCUCUUUGGAGUACCUAAACUUACGGAAAAAUAAACUGAGAUGCGUGAGACGGACGGCAUUUUAUAACUUGCCCCACCUGAAAGAAAUUGAUCUCCGUGAUAACAUGAUAAAAGUGAUGGCCGAACCCUCAUUUGACAUACAUGAAUUACACGUUGCUGUUGACUUAACUGGCAACCCUCUUCUGUGUGACUGUCGCAUGUCAUGGAUAUCUUCGUGGCUUAACGAGAGUCGAAAUCAUAUCUAUGGACAAUGCCAAGAACGACAGGAGAUAAAAAACCACUCUUUGUUUGAUGUGUACAAUAAUGAAGAUUGUCUUCCGUUUGAUAUCAAGAAUAUGACACUACAGGGAAGACUAUUACACGAGCUCCCGUGCGCAGGGGUUGAUUGUACCUGGAUUACACCAGAUGGGAGACAGCUUUCAGAACAUGGUGAACGACAAGGACCUUACUUCUUGACUAACAACGAUGCUUUGAUUAUUGAUACUAACACUGCGAACUCGUCGAUCGAAGGAACCUAUUCUUUUUCAUAUGGAGAUGAAAGUGAUGACUUAGUAGUUAACUUUCAGGAUAAAGUAAUAGAUCAGGUUGGAUUGUCCUUCCGGAAUAAAAUGAUUAUCAUUAGUUUGUCAUGUUCAGUCAUAACGGUCAUAAUACUCUGUAUAAUAACUAGGUAUGUCAAGAUGACCAGAGUUAAGCAGAGGUCAGGGUACGUUAGUGAAGAGAAUAAACCAUUGUUCCAUCACUCAUCGGAAUCAGUCUUCCAAAGCUCGUAUCAAUCAUCGGGAUGGCAGAACAUAUCACAAGAAACACAACCUGGAGGAGAAAAAUUCAGGAAGUCGCCGUCUUUUGAAAACGGCAUAAUUGAAAAUUUCAAUCAUAGUGGUUGCUAUAAUACUUAUACAGAAAAUAAAUGAUAGAAUGCCUUGUGCUAAUAUUUCAAACAAUCUGUAUAAAUACAUACAUGUAUGUUGAAAUGUCCCUUGAUACAGAGAAGACAUUCGUUUUUAAAGGUCCAAAACUGUCAAAUUCUUUUCAGUGUAAUUCGAUACAAAUGUUCAAAAGGAGACUUGAAAGCUUUCUUCUGAAUAGCGACUAGGCUAUUGCAUUCCCCAAUCAAAUAUAAUA